GCCCCCUGUCGUCUCGGCGGUGGGCAGCGACGCCCCUCCCGGGGAGCCAGGCCUCCGGGGGCAUGUGGUCCGCACCCAGCGCUUUCGGUUCUCGGAGGAUCGUGGCCCAGGAUCCGAGGGGGCCGCGCUGGAGGUCCACGUCCCGCAGGUUCUGCAUCCUGAAUAUGGAAUGUAUGUUUGGCCCUGUGCUGUGGUCCUGGCCCAGUACCUGUGGUUUCACAGAUCCUCUCUCCCAGGCAAAGCAGUGUUAGAGAUUGGAGCCGGGGUGAGCCUGCCAGGAAUCUUGGCUGCAAAAUGUGGUGCUAAAGUAACACUGUCGGACAGCUCCUUACUCCCGCAUUGCUUGGAUGUAUGUCAGCAGAGCUGCCAAAUGAAUAACCUGCCACAGAUCUCAGUGGUAGGGCUGACAUGGGGUCAUGCAUCUCCUGACCUUCUAGCUCUACCUCCACAAGAUAUCAUUCUUGCAUCUGAUGUUUUUUUUGAGCCAGAAGAUUUUGAACCCAUUUUAAUGACUGUGUACUUUCUGAUGGAGAAGAAUCCGAUGCUCCAGUUCUGGUCCACCUACCAGGUUAGAAGUGCAGACUGGUCCCUUGAAGCUUUGCUGUACAAGUGGGACAUGAAGUGCACCCACAUUCCUCUGGAAACCUUUGACGCAGACAGAGGAGAGAUCGCAGAAUCUGACCUCCCAGGGAGACAUACUGUGGAAAUGCUGACCAUCUCCCUCCGAGGCCAAAGUCCUACAGGAGCCGUCUAUGCUGGGACAGUCAAAACACCAACCAGAGUGUAAACACGGCCGUUUCCUAAUGGUUGGAUCUGUUGUCCUAUUUGAUUUUACCACCACUCAGAUAGUUAAAACAUUUGAGCAAAAAUUAAAAUACCCAAUUUGAAAAACC
Molecule: messenger RNA, 893 nt
Organism: Echinops telfairi (small Madagascar hedgehog)
Lineage: Eukaryota; Metazoa; Chordata; Mammalia; Afrosoricida; Tenrecidae
Gene: METTL23
Product: methyltransferase like 23
Exons: 5
Coding region: 170-787 (205 amino acids)
Cellular component (GO): nucleus; cytoplasm
Source: RefSeq, a predicted model, not a curated record